Messenger RNA from Phyllopteryx taeniolatus (common seadragon), 5479 nucleotides. RefSeq names its product vascular endothelial growth factor Ba (gene vegfba). The coding region runs from base 575 to 1297 and encodes 240 amino acids. Gene Ontology annotation, cellular component: membrane. Gene Ontology annotation, molecular function: heparin binding; vascular endothelial growth factor receptor binding; chemoattractant activity. The record is from RefSeq and is a predicted model, not a curated record. The transcript has 9 exons. Lineage: Eukaryota; Metazoa; Chordata; Actinopteri; Syngnathiformes; Syngnathidae. Gene Ontology annotation, biological process: positive regulation of protein phosphorylation; response to hypoxia; vascular endothelial growth factor receptor signaling pathway.
CCAGACUGCCGAUGAAUAGCCCUUACACCAUCAAGUGGAUUUUAGAGCGGUGACGUGAUCCGCGGGAGCGACAGCAUGGAGACGGUGUGACCGAGCUCGGAGCGACAUAUGCGGCACCGUCUUCUCACUCCCACCCGCCCCCUUCCUCGUCAUGCGGUGGAUCUCCGCACGACCCAGCAUCCUCUCUUAAUUGAUUUUAAAUCGUUUUGGGUCGCCCCGGAAGGAGGAUUUUACGAUGGAAAGAAGACGACUAUUAAUAUAAAAGCCAAACUUUCCUCAAGUCUCGUGAUUAUAAUCACCCAUUUUGCGCCGAUAUGUUGGAGAUUGAGAUGAUUAAGAGAGGAAUCUCUACGAGAACAUGAGAGUUGCACACCUCCGAAUGAAGAUGCCACCGAGCGUGUGGUUGCACGGCAGGGAGGCUGGAGAGUGAACGCCGGCUUUGGUGCGUCUUUAUUCGGUCACGGAGGACAUACGGACACGCACAUAUGAUCCAGAUACAUCUUUGGAUGCAAGUGAUCCAAAAUUAUUAUUAGUAGUAGUAGUUGGACGGCUCUAUAGGACUCCCGUGCACACAAUGGGGAUUAUGCAGCAAGUUAUUCUAGGAAUGUUUCAAUUCCUGCUGCUCACCACAAUCCCGACGUCCCACGCCAAGCUGGCUCACUGGCGGCCCACCGACGCGUCCAAAUCCAGAGAAGGCCGAGAAGUGCGACGCUGGUUGGAGGUGUACUCUCGCAGUGGCUGCGAGCCCCGAGAAACCUUGGUGGAGGUCUGGCGGGAGUUGCCUGGGGAGACGCACCACCUUUUCGUACCCUCCUGCGUGGCAGUGAGGAGAUGUGGGGGCUGCUGCGCUGACGAGGCAAUGGAGUGCGUGCCCUCGCUCACGCACACCCUCACCAUGGAGCUGAUGAGGACUUCCUUUAUGAAACAUGAGCUCACUGAGUUGACCUUUGUUGAACACAGCCAGUGUGAGUGCAGACUAAAAGAACAACUCCAGCUGACAUCAACUACAAGGCCCUAUCACAAGCCAACAAGCGUCAAGAAAAAGGGUAGAGGAAGAAAGAUUGUCGGAGGCAUCAUAAAUGCGACUCCUGUUCGCUCUUCUCCCCCAAUGACCUCUCCUCCUCAUCCUCCUCCAAUGCCAACCGUACGGCCAUCUUGUCGGCCGUGCCGAGGCAGGAAGUGGACGCUGGAUGCGGCGUCAUGUCGGUGUUUCUGCACCCUCACUGCUCAGAGCUGCCACCGAAAACACCGGCGACACAACCCUCAUCGCUGCAGGUGUGACGCCGUGAGGACUUGACGUGUCCCCCCUUUCACCUUGUCCUCCCCACCCAAACCUGCCCAAAGGAAGUAUUAUUAGCACUCAGCCUGUACUAGCUUUUUCUCAUUAAGCCACCACUGUAGCACUGUACAUGUACAUCAAAUGUGUGUGUGUGUGUUUGUGUGUGUGUGUGUGUACAAUUGUACAGUACAUAACGUGCACAGACACAUCCAGUCACUAAACACCUCGCACGAGCGCGGGGACCACGGCGCUGAUCUAUGAUUUAUGGAUAAACAGUGGACUGUGUCUUUGCAGUUGCUUGGACACCAGUGGGACUAUCAUGGAUGAGGUGGACCUCUUGAAACACGAAGACUGAUUUUUGCAGGUUCACAUCGAGGCCAGUGCUUGUGUGAAGGAUUUAAAAAAAAAAAAACUGCAAUCAGAUAAAAGGUGCAAACACACUCAGACAUGCCGGAUGGGACAUAGGAUAUGUACGUGCAAUGACACAGCCUGUGUGUGUAUGUGGACCUAUAGUGGUGCUGAAUGUAUCUGUGUGGUCUGGCUCUGAAAAACCCCAGAUGGGUUAUUCCCCCCCCCCCCCAAGCACAUGAGCACGGGCAAGCCUUUUGCAGCAUUUGUUUUAAUUUGGGCCCUUUUGUCUCUUGUCUUUUCCGUUGGAUUGAAAGUGGCCGCUUUUCGCCUCGCUUUUCCUCGCUUUUAGGCAGUGAGAAGAAUGACAAUAAUGAGGUCUGGCGUCUGUCCACUGCUAUACACACACACACACACACACAUACACACACACGCACGCACACACACGCAUGCACACACACACACACACGCAUUCACAGUUAAAGCAGUAGUGCAAAAAACACACGCACAAGCAAUGUGAAACUAAUGCAGGUAGACAUAAGCUUUUUUCUUCUUUUCUAUAUAAAUACAUGCAAUAUUUUGUUACACAAGCCUCAAUUUUAUACGUUAUUAUAAUUCACUCACAUUGCUUGAAUGUCUCUCGUUGUGUUGUCUGUCUGUAAUCCGUCCACAUAAAGAGUCAAGCCGGGUGGCCCAAAUGUACUGAGUCCAAAUGGAAACGUCUCACACACACUAACCACAAAGCGGGAAUAUACGGUAUUCUUUAUAAUGUGCUAAUCACACACACAAAAAUAGAAGUGAGAGGAAAAGUUGGGAACAUGACUUGAUUAGGGGUUAGCAAACCACCGUUUAGGGAUGUUAAUUGGCAUAAAAAGGAGGAAGGAGGCCUCAAACAGGUUGUCAGUCAAUGUGAUUGACAUCACCUGCCAAAAUCCUGAGCUGUAUUUAUAUGAUGGCCCAAAACCAGAGUUGUGUUGAUGUUACAUAACAAAAGCCAGAGCCGUAUUGACGUGACGGGCCAAAAACUGGAGCCGUGUUGACCUGAAAGGCCAACAGCCAGAUUCGUACUGACGUAAUUGGCCAAAACUGGAGCUGAAUUGACGUGAUUGGCCAAAAGCCGGUGCCAUAUCCUCAGAACCGUACUGGCGUGACCGGCCAAAACCGGAGCUGUACUGAUGUGAUGGGCCAAAUGCCAGAGCUGUAUUCUCACGAUGGGCUAAAAACCAGAGCCGUAUUCUUGUGACGAGGCAAAUGCCGGAGCUGUGUCGAUAUGAUAGGCAUAAACCAUAAUUGUAUUGACAAGAGUGGCCAAAAGCCGCAGUCGGAUUUACGUGACGGGCCUAAACCGCAGCCAUAUUGACGUUAGGGACCAAAAGCCAUAUUCUUGUGACGGGCCAAAAGCCGGAACCGUAUUGACGUCAAAGGCCAAAACUGCUGCCGUAUUGACUUUAUAGACCAUAAGAUGAAGUCACAUUGACGAAGAAACAGAAUGGCUCAGGUGAGAGAGGUGAAACUGUUUUGUUGUUGUUGUUUUUUUUUUGUCCACAAUCUUGCCCUGGUCUUUGUGUGCACUCCACCGUCAAUGAAAGAAAAGGACCGCCUCAAGCAAAGACACACUGUAUGAUUAUUAGGCUACCAUAUUUAAGACUUUAUGUCCAAGUGUCAAUCAAUGGUUGGAUCACUACCUCUUUAUAUGUAAUAACACAUUCAUGAGCGAGUAUUACACUACUGUUAUUCCAGGUGUACUCUUUUUCGCAAUAAGUAGCGCCAUGUUUCGGGUGUGCAGAAAUUACGACUGCUCAGAGGAUUUUUUUGGAACCAGACAGAGUGUUCUACGGAGCCCCAGACAUAAGAUGGGGUGGAUUUAGUAGUAGUAUCUUACAGGCAUGAGGCUUCAAUAUUCCUUUUAAAAUUCUGGUUCAACCUUUAUUUUGCAGAUAUUUGAAACGAUUAUUUUCCCAUUCGAAUGAGAUCCAUCAGACCCAUGACAAUGAGGCUAGCUGUUUGGCUUUGAUUGUGCUUAGCUAGCUGUAGCAUCACACAGACGUUAGACUUCGACAACAUUUGAGAUGUUGGUUGUUUUCCCAUCAUAACUGUACAAUGACGCUAGCCUGUUCUAUGCUAAGCUAGUGGUAGCACUAAUCAUAAAGAGAUUAGAAUUGCUGAAUUUAUUCCACUUUAAAUCCUUUUUAAAAAAAAAUCUUUUUAAAUUAAAUUAAAUUUGUAAACUUUUUUUAAAAAUUAAGUUUCAACCUUUAUUCUGUGGCAAUUUGAGACCGAUUGUUUUCUCAUUAAAUCACCAGAAUAAGGCGAAUGGUAGCAAAAUAGAGUUACACUACUUUAAUUGUUUUGCCCUUUUAAUUUUUUUUUAAACACGUGCUCACAUAAACUGUUCCACGGCAAUAUCAUAUAGGCUUAUGUAAUUUCAUUUUGUGCUGUGAAAUGUUUUUACUGUUAUUGUGCUAUAUGACUCGAUGUCAGUCCAUCGAGAUUACCCCAUUUUAAAAAGCACAUACAGUACAGUAAAUGCUAUCCUUGCAGAAAAACCACACACAACAAAAACAUUCCAGUGGAAGGAGACGAGGUGCUGAGCUCUCAGGAACGCUAGCAGGGGUAGGGCAUUUAGAGGUCUGGAUGUUACUUAUCCAUGUCUAAAAAUGUUAUUUUAAUACUAAAUCCAAGCAGGAAAGAACACGUUUGACAUUUCAGUAUCACAACAGCUUGAUAUAUUCUCAUAAUGUCUGUAUUUUUGUGCUUCGUACGUGCGCAGUUGACUGUAAAGAUCCCUUUGUCAUAUGUAGUGACAAACCUUACUAGAAGUAUAUGACAUUUUAUAACCUCUUGUCUAUGACAUAGUGCAUUCCUUAGAGCGGUGGUUCUCAAACUUUUUGGGUCCGGGGAUUCCUAAUAUUGCAGAACAUUUUCCAAGAAUCGUCUCAUAAUACACCAAUUAAUCAUAACUGACAUAACAAUAACUUAUUUAACAUAUCACAAGGGGGAUGAGGUUAACAUUUUAAAUUACUUUGACUUCCAUUUUAUGUAUGGAGAGCCUUUUAUGAAAAAGGUUUGAUUAAGUUUCAUACCAUGUGUACCACUAAAUGUCAUAUGAAUUAAAAAGUUCCCUGUUGUAAUGUUAGAAUAACCUAUUCAUAUUUUUUACAGAUUUUUUUAAAAUAUGAAAAUUAAGUUGUCACUUUUCAAGAAAAAAAUCUUCAUCCUUAUGAGAACAAAAACAUAUUUUGUUGGGAUGAAAAGUCGUAAUCUUAGGAGAAUAUUGGUUUUUUUUUAAUUCAAUUGUAAUAUUGAGAUAUUAAAGUAAAAGUUUAGUGAGGGAAGAAAGUCAGACUUUUUUGUUAUAUGCCUUUUUUUUAUUGAAAAAAUUAUUUUAUUCAUGCAGGGAUGUCACAUUUUCGUUUUUAAUUGGCCUAAAGCUAAAGUCGUCGCGCUGGUCAACAUAUGUCGGUAUGCACUUUCUAAAAUGAUAUAUGACACAAUAGUUUAUUGAGAAUUAUUUUGCAAAACCCCCGAGUGACGGCUCGCGGACCCCCUGUGGGAUCGGAAACCCCAGUUUGAGAACCACUGCCUUAGACAUGUAUAAUGCGUUGUGAUUGCCGCUGCGGAUACAUUGUACUACUGUAGCCCCAACAAAUCUUUUUUGCUGCUACACCAUUUGUGCCCUUUGAUGACGUCCUUGUAGAAAAACAAUACAGGUUUAUAUCUUACUAGUCGAAGUAUUUAACUCCAUGUCCAUAUACAAGUGUACAGUAUACUUACUGCAUCCAAUGUAUUGGAAGUGAUACAACCAUCAUGUUACAGAUGUUAUUAAAGGAAACUUCUUAUUUUUCAUACAAA